CUUCUCAUCAAGGAAAUUCCAGCGAUUAUCUUCGCUUUAGCAAUUUCCCGUUUCUAGGCUUUCUAAAAGGUUUCUUCUGAAACUACAAAAAAGGGUCUUCUGUAAGUUACUGUAUUUCUAAGAUAACAAACUCACCCCGCACAAAUAAAAAAAAGGUUCCAUAAUUUUGCGAAAGUCAGCAGAAAAAGGAACAACAAGUGAACCAAGUGCGAGACUCAGUGCAACAGUGCCCUAUUUUCCGUUGCUGUUUCUUUCAGGAGCCAUAAAGGCUUUUAUGGAAAUGGCAAUUGUUAUUGCUAUCCAUCAGGAGGAAUCAGGCAUGGAUCCGACAGAUGUUUGGAUCAAGAAGAAUGAUAAUAUCUUCUUUCAGUUGGCAUCAAGUGCCAUUCGUUAACGGAUGAUCCGUUGGGCCUGAAAUUUUGGCGGUUGACUUUGGUGAGCAUUGUUAGCUUAGUCUAUUUUUAUCAAAUUUUUCUGAUCGUAAUUCAACGAUUUUUGUAACGGACACGGAUGCGUAGUUAACGACUUCCUGCCUCCAAAAGUCGACAAAAGUUGAUGGGUCUCCUGGAGCUGGUGGCCUCAAACAUUGUUCCGCGAAUCGUUCGAUUACUGAGUGACUUUGUGCUGCUAGGAAUCUUCAACUUCUUCAAGAGAAGACUUCAACAAAAUGGCAUUCCUGAGGAUCGUGACGUUGUUGCUGUGGUUGCUGGUCAGUGUGGGUGUGGACUGCGGUCCAGACGACGGUGUCUUCAAGUGUCGGGACGUUUGCGGAGAGGAGGUGCGGGACGCCGGCAGCUACGGACGUUGGGUGACGUUUGUUGGGUCAACGCUGUUGUUGGACUGCGUUCAUCAGGCGGAUCUCAAGGAGGUGAAGCUGGUGUCGCCAAUGGUCUGCGUCGGGCGUCGUGUCGACAUGGAUUGUGUUGUGACGCCGUGGAGGAGGUGCGAGGAGGUUGUGCCCCCCCAACCGGAGAUCUCGACGGCGGCAGUUCGGCCGGUGGUUGACGAGCCUUGCCCUGUGGCGCCGACUGCCAACCUGGCGGUCGUACACGUGCCGGCAAGCAAAACUCCGUACGUGGUUUGGGCGCCGCCCUCAACGCAGCAAAGCAUCGUAGUGGCCCAUGAGGUGCCACAAGUCAUUAAGGCGCCGUUGUCCACGCCCGAAGUGACUGUGAACAUCAAACAUGGUGUUGCCCACGUCGAAGCGUAUGUGGACCCGUUGACCUCUAUGGUCUUGGUUUUCAUGGGCCUUGGAGGGGCUGGGGCUACGUCUUUGGCAGUCUUUUUGGUCUGGCUGGUGAAGUUCAUCAGGAACAAGUCAUCGUACAUGCGGGAACUGGUGCAGAUGCUGACGCCGGAGGAUCAGCAGGAUCCAGAAGCCCAACCAGUGGUGAAUCUGCUGGGGCUGGAAGAGGCGGAUAAACCCGUCGCAGAAGAAAAAGAGGAAGAGUUGGUCCUUGAGGACAAAUAUCCUUUUAAAGAGAUGUUGAACGCGUAGAUAUAAAAUCGCGUCAAAGAAAGAAAGUGCC
Molecule: messenger RNA, 1529 nt
Organism: Notodromas monacha
Lineage: Eukaryota; Metazoa; Arthropoda; Ostracoda; Podocopida; Cyprididae
Source: the annotation of a GenBank genome assembly